CAGAGGUGACAGCGACUCGGAGAAGUGACACAAUGUCCAUUUAGUGACAUUUUUCGUGUGCCUUGUACGAUCCAAUAGACUCAAUGACGCUUCCAACGCCAAUCUGCAGGGAUUCCCUGCGUCCACCGCUUGUGUGAGGGACGCCGCAGGCACCAGCAGGCCCACCGCUCGUCUCCGCCUCUCCGGUGGAGGACGCCGGAUCUUCUUUUUUAAAUUUUUUAACAACAAAACAAAGGCCUCUGCUCUCCUGUCAUGCAAGUUCUGAAGGACAACUUCUUCUACCACUCUAACGCAAGGCUAGGGGCCGAUGGGGGCCCGGAGGACGAGAAGCUGCUCCUGCAGGAGGAGCAGAAGUUGUGUCGAGCCAGAGCCCGCAGAUUCUCCCAUGAAACCAAUCGACGCAGACAGGCGUUGGAGGAGAGGCAGAAGCAGUGGCGGCUGCAGGAGGAGCGUCUCAGGGACGCCAUCUUGCAGCAGCGACAUCAUAAGGUGCAGGAGGCCACCGAGAGGUUCCAGAGGGCCCACCUCCCCCCGUCCCAGAGGAGGACCUACCUCCCCCUUGGCCUGUGGAGGACCGGGCCCAACAUGGAGGAAGCUCUGCACCAGAUCCAGUACAGCAGCGGCUCCUUCGGCUGUCAGUCCGCCCCGGUGGCCAGCACCAGGAGCUACACCCCCUCCCUGAAGCCCACCGCUGGGACGACCUCGCGCUCCCAACGCGGGCUCUCCGCUGUGGAGGCCUACAGCAAGCUGCUCCUGGAACCCCGCAAGCACCUCCUCAAGAGCCACCAGCACCUCCUCCACAAACCCCCCCCGGAGGCCAAGCAGGAGCAGGGGGAGCAGCAGGCACGGCAGGGGGCUAUCAGCCCGUCGGAACGUAUGCACCACACCAACUGCUCCGGGAGCCUGUCGAGUUUGGACAGCCUGGAGAACGAGGACCUCGACCGCCCCUCCCCGUCGGCCCAGAAUCGGGGACCGUGGGCGUCCUCCUUCUCGCUGGACCCCAAGGGCGGUCAGGCAGCCGCGCAACCAAUCCAAAAUGGCGGCAGCCCGCGUCACAGCGGCAGGUCCGGCGAGACGCUCCGCAGGGCGGAGGACGGCCGUUCUUACGUCGGCGUGCAGGAAGGGUCCUCUAACCGUAGAGGGGCCACGCCCCCUCCCGGACGCUGCGCCCUCUUAACGCUGUGCGAAACCAUCGCCGCCGCGGAGAGCCGGCGUAGCGAGGUCGACGUCACCACGGUAACCACCAACAGCGCCGCCGCCGCCGGCUGGAGGCCCGAUAGUUACUUUUUGGAACGGGAGGAACGGUCUGACCUCGGUCCCCGCGGCGACCGCGACGCAGCGUCCAAACCUCCCUUAGCGACGCAUCUCUUUUUUCCCGCCGAAAAGCUCACAAAGUCCCAUGAGGCGCCGCGCGAGCCGAUCUGUGAGCCCGACGACGACGGGAAGUCUCACGCCACCAACCGACAAGCAGCGAGCGGCCACGGCAGCCGCGUGCUCGAGGAGAACAGCUCACUCCAGGACCUCAUUGCCAACCUAAACACGUUCUCCAACGACUGGACCAGGGCGGAGAGCUUCAAGGACACCCGGACCCUGCAGCAGGAGAGCUCAUCCCAACUCCUGCUGGACAUGUCCAGACACCAGGGAGCCCCUAACACCGCUAACAGCGCUAACAGAGCUAACACCGCUUACAGAGCUAACAACGUCAACGGCGCCGACAGUGCUAACGCCGCCGACACCACUAACGACGCUAACGGCAUGAACAGCGCUAACAACGCUAACAGCAUGAACAGCGCUAACGCUAACACCGCUGGGAUCUCGUUCCAAGCGGACCCCAGCGCGUCGCACCAGGUUCGGUUUGUCAAAGGGAUCCUCAAGAAGCAGUCCAAGUACGCCCCGCCCCCCCGAAGCCCCUCGGGCGGCCUGGGGAAGCUGGUUUUUGCCAAACAGGUGGCAAAGUCGAUCCGGGACAGCAUGGAGCUGGCGAGGGGGAGGUGCAGGACCCAAGAGGGCGUGGCCGCCCAGGCGGUGAGGAAGAAGAUCCGCUGGCUGGACGAGGCGGACCGAUUGCCCCAGAACUACGACAACGCCACCGCCAACGCCACCGCCACGCGGAGACAGGAACAGACCGCGGACACUCCCGGCCUCCAGGACCCCGGCGGGUUCUACGCCAGGCCCCCGGACCUCCAGAGGGGCCCCUGCCCUGCGGCUGCCCCGGGCCCCUCCUCAGUCUCGGAGGCGGAUCUCACCAGGCUGGCGUGGGCCGACGCAGGGGUGCAGGUCGGCGUGCGGGAGGUCAGGGGGGCCCCGCGGGGACAGAACCCCCCCGCGCGGCCGGCCGGCCCCCGGGCCCCCAGGAGGGACCGCCCCGGCGGCAGGGCCCCAGUGGCUCCCGCCGCGCGGCGGGUCAGGAAGGGCUCGCUGAUGCGGCCCCAGUCCGCCGCGGAGGCCGGCUGGGGCGGGCGGGCCCCGGGGAGGGUGCUGAUGCCACGCCCGCCGUCCAGGGCCGAGGAGGCGGCGGCGGCGGCGCGGGGCCCCGGCCGGACGCCCUACGGUGCGGAGCGGACCUUUAAGCCCGCGCCCCCCAUCGGGGACCAGGCCCCCGGGGGCCCCGGCAGGAACGGCGACGGCGGCGGCGGCGAGCUCAGGUUCAACUUCGCCGAGGGCCCGCCCCCACAGAGCCUUCAGCAGGGGCCCAGGGCCGGCUCUGCGAGGAGGGCCGCGGGGGGCCCGGAGAGGGGGCUGGGGCUCCACUGUACCCCCACAGACGAGGAGAUCUCCAGGCUCUGGCACGGGGUGCGCAGUGCCUUGGCCACCAGGGAAGCGGCCAGGAACCAGGUGAAGUGGCAGAACCUGGAGGCCUCUGGGGGAGCGGUAGCACUGGGGCCCAGGCAGGCGGCGGUGAGGCCAGGCAGACAGGCCCCUGGCUCCUUGAAACCGUCCAAGGAGCUUGUCGCGUCCUUCCUCUAUAACCGGGAUGUGUGGCCUACAGAUGAAGGUGCUGAAUCUCCCACAACAGAACAACAUCACGCCAAGGUCGCGGGCUCCAUGGCAACCACCCAAACAUGGAGAUCACCACUCCCAGGUGGGGCCCCUCAUAGCUCCUCAUCGACGACCCUCUCUCUUGAGGAGCAGAGGAUCCUGCAGUCCUUGGACCGACUUAACCUCCAGCUCCACGGCAUUGAGGAGCAGGAAGAGGCAGAUCCCAGGGGGCCGAUGGCGCUCAACAUGGCGGCAAUCAGGGAUCAAGGCAAGGCCUUGACCAAUCACAAACAGACCCUGUUUUCUGUGAACGGCCGCACCCACAACCACAGGAGGUUCUGACGUUGGGGGAGGGAGGUCCGGGAUUGGGAUCCUGGUCGAUUCUUUCUAUAUAUCCUACCAUGGGACUUCUCUCCGACGCCCUCCUUCAGUCUGUCCCUUCUCUCCUUACUCACCAAGCACUUUACGACCCCACCAGUCCUUGCUCCGAGCAGUUCAGGGCAAAGCCUGUCUCCAAAGAACUGACCGCUGUGCACAGCUUCCUCCGUAGCACAUAGCUGAACAACAACUCCCCACAAACAAGAAUAAAUGAUUCAUGAUUUCAUUCUAGUUAUUUUUCAUAUUAAGUGCACAGAGAUAUAAGAUCUGGCUAUGAAUGCAUCUACCUAUUUUAGAUGUGUCAUUUCGUUGUUCCGUUUUGCUUAAAGCAGAUGGGAAAUAUUAAUCAAUAAUUGAUAUUAAUCUUAACGUUAUCUAAACGCGAGUGAGACCUCAGGAUACCUGAAGUGUGUGUGUGAGUUUUCCAUGCUGUAACGUGUGGAUGCCAUUAAAACUGAUAGCGGGUGUGUAAAAGCAAUCUGGGUUUCGUAUAGUUUGAGAUCUUUAUCUUAACCCUCAGUAAUGUUAAUUACCGGAGCGUUAGACUGCCUCUUUGGUUCACUUAGUGCAUCUAGUUUACAGGAAGAUCAUUUCUAUUUUUAUAAAUAUGUCUAUAUUAAAAUAUAUAUAUAAUAUAACAUGCAGCUUCUUCAUGCUUUAUACAUCUUGAAUAAA
Messenger RNA from Gadus chalcogrammus (walleye pollock), 4032 nucleotides. It is a transcript of the gene cep126, whose product is annotated as centrosomal protein 126. The transcript has 12 exons. NCBI's taxonomy places the organism in Eukaryota, Metazoa, Chordata, Actinopteri, Gadiformes, Gadidae. Bases 253 to 3321 code for a protein of 1022 amino acids. Gene Ontology annotation, biological process: cytoplasmic microtubule organization; mitotic spindle organization; non-motile cilium assembly. Gene Ontology annotation, cellular component: midbody; ciliary base; centrosome. The record is from RefSeq and is a predicted model, not a curated record.